AGGGAGGGGGGGGGCAGCGCCGAGCACCGCACCAAGAUGGCGACACCCGCAGUUCCUCCUGCAGCUCCCGCACCGCCGCAGUCCGGCAGCGCCGCGCGGGAGACGCGUUAGUGCAGCGGCCACAAGCUGACCUGUCCGGGUGCAACAGAGCAAAAGAAGCUGCUGCAGGAUGAAAAGAUGGCAGCGCGGCUGCUCGCACCACCAGGCCCUGAGAGCUUCAAACCCUUCACUCCGGAGUCUCUGGCCAACAUCGAGAAGCACAUCGCCGAGCUGAAGAAGAAGCAGCGCUCCAAGCAGGACAGCAGCCACCGGGAUGACGAUGAAGACAGCAAACCAAAACCCAACAGUGACCUCGAGGCGGGGAAGAACUUGCCUUUCAUCUAUGGGGACAUCCCAAAAGGCCUGGUUGCUGUACCCCUGGAGGACUUUGACCCUUAUUAUAUGACCCAGAAAACCUUUGUAGUACUAAACAGAGGGAAAACACUCUUCCGAUUUAGUGCCACACCUGCCUUGUACAUUUUAAGUCCUUUUAAUCUGUUUAGAAGAAUAGCUAUUAAAAUUUUGAUACAUUCAGUAUUUAGCAUGAUCAUUAUGUGCACUAUUUUGACCAACUGUGUAUUCAUGACUUUUAGUAACCCACCUGAAUGGUCGAAGAAUGUGGAGUAUACAUUCACUGGCAUUUAUACGUUUGAAUCCCUUGUGAAAAUCAUUGCAAGAGGUUUCUGUAUAGACGGCUUUACUUUCCUCCGGGAUCCAUGGAACUGGCUGGAUUUCAGUGUGAUCAUGAUGGCAUAUGUCACAGAGUUUGUGGACCUUGGGAAUGUCUCAGCCUUGAGAACUUUCAGAGUUCUCCGAGCUUUGAAAACUAUCUCUGUUAUUCCAGGCUUGAAGACCAUUGUGGGUGCCCUCAUUCAGUCUGUGAAGAAGCUAUCGGAUGUAAUGAUCUUGACGGUGUUUUGUCUCAGUGUCUUUGCUCUCAUCGGCCUGCAGCUCUUCAUGGGCAAUUUGAGGAACAAGUGUGUGAUCUGGCCCAUCAAUGUCAAUGAGACAUUCCUGGAUAACGGCUCAAGGGGCUUUGACUGGGAGGAAUACACCAACAAUAUGUCUAAUUUCUACAUCAUUCCUGGUGCCCCUGAUCCUUUGCUCUGUGGUAACAGCUCGGAUGCAGGCCAAUGUCCGGAGGGUUACACGUGCAUGAAAGCAGGACGGAACCCCAACUACGGUUACACAAGCUUUGAUACUUUCAGCUGGGCUUUCCUGGCUUUAUUUCGCCUUAUGACUCAGGACUUCUGGGAGAACUUGUAUCAGUUGACCUUACGAGCAGCAGGAAAAACCUACAUGAUCUUCUUUGUCUUGGUGAUCUUUGUGGGAUCCUUCUAUCUGGUUAAUCUCAUUCUGGCUGUGGUAGCUAUGGCUUAUGAAGAGCAGAACCAGGCCACGUUGGAGGAGGCAGAGCAGAAGGAGGCAGAAUUCAAGGCCAUGUUAGAACAACUGAAAAAGCAGCAGGAAGAAGCACAGGCUGCUGCUAUGGUCACUUCGGCAGGGACAGUCUCUGAAGAUGCUGUGGAAGAUGAUGGUGGUGGGGUGAGGAUGUCUCGGAGCUCUUCAGAGCUUUCCAAACUCAGUUCCAAGAGUGCCAAGGAGCGCCGGAACAGGAGGAAGAAACGCAAGGACAAGGAGCUGUCAGAAGGAGACGAGAAGUGUGACAAUGAGAAGGUGUUCAAGUCUGAAUCCGAGGAUGGCAUGAGGAGGAAAGCGUUCAGGCUACCGGAUAACAGGCUGGGAAGGAAGUUUUCCAUCAUGAACCAGUCUCUCCUCAGCAUCCCCGGCUCCCCUUUCCUCUCCCGACACAACAGCAAGAGCAGCAUCUUCAGCUACAAAGGGCGAUUUCGGGACCCGGGCUCAGAGAAUGAGUUUGCUGAUGAUGAACACAGCACUGUGGAGGAGAGUGAAGGCAGGAGAGAUUCCCUCUUCAUCCCCAUCCGUGGCCGGGACCGCCGGAGCAGCUACAGCGGCUACAGCGGCUACAGCCAAGGCAGCAGAUCCUCCCGCAUCUUCCCCAACCUCCGGCGCAGCGUGAAGAGGAACAGCACGGUGGACUGUAACGGCGUGGUGUCCCUCAUCGGGGGUCCCCCCUCCAGCAUGCCCGGGGGACGCCUUCUGCCUGAGGGUACCACUGAAAUCGAAAUCAGGAAGAAACCUGGUGGCUCCCUCUUGGUCUCCAUGGAUCAGGUGAACGCAUCCUAUGGAAGGAAAGACCGAACCAACAGUGUAAUGACCGGGUUGACAAACACCCUUGUGGAGGAGCUGGAAGAGUCGCAAAGGAAGUGUCCCCCUUGCUGGUACAAGUUUGCCAACACGUUCUUGAUCUGGGAAUGCCACCCGUACUGGAUGAAGCUGAAGGAGAUAGUGAACUUAAUUGUCAUGGAUCCUUUUGUUGACUUGGCCAUCACCAUCUGUAUUGUGCUGAACACGUUGUUCAUGGCCAUGGAGCACCAUCCUAUGACCCCAGAGUUUGAACGUGUGCUCUCCGUAGGGAAUCUGGUUUUCACUGGAAUUUUCACAGCAGAAAUGUUCCUGAAGCUCAUUGCCAUGGAUCCCUACUAUUAUUUCCAGGAAGGCUGGAACAUCUUUGAUGGAUUUAUUGUCUCCCUCAGUUUAAUGGAACUGGGUCUAGCAGAUGUGGAAGGACUUUCUGUGCUGCGAUCUUUCCGAUUGCUGAGAGUCUUCAAACUGGCCAAGUCUUGGCCCACUCUGAACAUGCUGAUAAAAAUCAUCGGUAACUCAGUUGGUGCCUUGGGGAACUUGACCUUGGUGCUUGCCAUCAUCGUGUUCAUCUUCGCCGUGGUGGGAAUGCAGCUCUUUGGCAAAAGCUACAAGGAGUGUGUCUGCAAGAUCAAUCCGGAGUGUGAGCUACCCCGCUGGCACAUGCACGAUUUCUUCCACUCCUUCCUUAUUGUCUUCCGUGUGUUGUGUGGGGAAUGGAUUGAGACCAUGUGGGAUUGUAUGGAAGUAGCAGGACAGGCCAUGUGCUUGAUUGUCUUCAUGAUGGUCAUGGUCAUCGGCAAUUUAGUGGUGCUGAACCUCUUCUUAGCCUUGCUCCUGAGCUCCUUCAGCGCAGACAACUUAGCAGCAACAGAUGAUGAUGGGGAGAUGAACAACCUGCAGAUCUCUGUUAUCCGCAUCAAGAAGGGCAUUGCCUGGAUCAAGGCAAAAGUGCGUGAGUUCAUGCAGGCUCAUUUCAAGCAGAGGGAGGCAGAUGAGGUCAAACCCUUGGAUGAGUUGUAUGACAAGAAGGUAAACUGCAUCGCUAACCACACAGGGGCUGAUAUCAACAGAGACAUUGAUUAUCAGAAGAAUGGCAAUGGCACCACAAGUGGAAUUGGGAGCAGUGUGGAGAAGUACAUAAUAGAUGAAGAUCACAUGUCCUUCAUCAAUAACCCCAAUCUCACUGUCCGGGUACCUAUUGCUGUAGGUGAAUCAGACUUUGAAAAUCACAACACAGAAGAUUUCAGCAGUGAUACAGAUCCUGAUGGCAGCAAAGAGAAACUGGAUGAAACCAGCUCCUCUGAAGGUAGCACCAUUGACAUCAAGCCUGAAGUGGAAGAAGUCCCUGUGGAGGCACCAGAGGAGUAUCUGGACCCAGAUGCUUGCUUCACAGAAGGGUGCACACAGCGCUGCAAAUGUUGCCAGGUCAAUAUUGAGGAGGGGCUGGGGAAGUCUUGGUGGACCUUGAGGAAGACUUGUUUCCUCAUUGUGGAACAUAACUGGUUUGAGACUUUCAUCAUCUUCAUGAUCCUCCUGAGCAGUGGUGCUCUGGCUUUUGAGGAUAUUUACAUAGAACAGAGGAAAACCAUCCGGACCAUCCUGGAAUACGCAGACAAGGUCUUCACCUACAUCUUCAUCCUGGAGAUGUUGCUGAAGUGGUGUGCUUAUGGAUUUGUCAAGUUCUUCACCAAUGCCUGGUGCUGGCUGGAUUUCCUCAUUGUGGCUGUCUCUUUAGUCAGCCUUAUAGCUAAUGCCCUGGGCUACUCGGAACUAGGUGCCAUAAAGUCCCUUAGGACACUAAGAGCUUUGAGGCCUUUAAGAGCGUUGUCCCGAUUUGAGGGGAUGAGGGUGGUUGUCAACGCCUUGGUUGGCGCUAUCCCUUCCAUUAUGAAUGUGUUGUUGGUCUGCCUUAUCUUCUGGCUGAUUUUCAGCAUUAUGGGGGUUAACCUGUUUGCUGGGAAGUAUCAUUACUGCUUUAAUGAAACAGCUGAGGAGCGCUUUGAAAUAGAUAUUGUUAACAACAAGACAGACUGUGAGGCGCUGAUGCCACCCAACUCCACCGAGAUCCGAUGGAAGAACGUCAAAAUCAACUUUGACAACGUUGGCGCAGGAUAUCUGGCUCUUCUCCAGGUGGCUACUUUCAAGGGCUGGAUGGACAUCAUGUAUGCAGCAGUAGAUUCCAGAAAGCAAGAAGAGCAACCCAAGUACGAGGACAACAUUUACAUGUACAUCUAUUUUGUUAUCUUCAUUAUCUUUGGCUCCUUUUUCACCCUCAACUUGUUCAUUGGUGUCAUCAUUGACAACUUCAAUCAACAAAAGAAAAAGUUUGGAGGUCAAGAUAUUUUCAUGACAGAAGAACAGAAGAAGUAUUAUAAUGCCAUGAAAAAACUGGGCUCAAAGAAGCCUCAAAAACCUAUUCCUCGACCUCUGAACCGCAUUCAAGGAGCUGUCUUUGACUUUGUUACUCAGCAAGCAUUUGAUAUAGUCAUCAUGAUGCUCAUUUGCCUCAACAUGGUCACCAUGAUGGUGGAGACUGACACACAAAGCAAGCAGAUGGAGGACAUCCUUUACUGGAUCAACCUGGUGUUUGUCAUCUUCUUCACCUGUGAGUGUGUGCUGAAGAUGUUCGCUUUGCGGCACUAUUAUUUCACCAUCGGGUGGAACAUUUUUGACUUCGUGGUUGUGAUUCUGUCCAUCGUGGGAAUGUUCCUGGCUGAGAUCAUUGAGAAGUACUUUGUGUCACCCACUCUCUUCCGAGUCAUCCGACUGGCUCGCAUUGGACGUAUCCUGCGCUUGAUCAAAGGAGCCAAAGGAAUCCGCACCUUGCUUUUUGCCUUAAUGAUGUCCUUGCCUGCCUUGUUCAACAUUGGCCUCUUGCUCUUCUUGGUCAUGUUCAUCUUCUCCAUCUUUGGCAUGUCAAACUUUGCCUACGUCAAGCAUGAGGCUGGCAUAGAUGAUAUGUUCAACUUUGAGACCUUUGGCAACAGCAUGAUCUGCUUGUUCCAGAUCACCACAUCCGCUGGCUGGGAUGGCCUGCUGCUGCCCAUCCUCAACCGGCCUCCUGACUGCGACUUAGACAAGGAGCACCCCGGGAGUGGUUUUAAGGGGGAUUGUGGGAACCCUUCCGUGGGGAUAUUUUUCUUUGUGAGUUAUAUCAUCAUCUCCUUCCUGAUUGUGGUCAACAUGUACAUUGCCAUCAUCCUGGAGAACUUCAGCGUGGCCACAGAAGAGAGUGCAGAUCCACUGAGUGAGGAUGACUUUGAGACCUUCUAUGAGAUCUGGGAGAAGUUUGACCCUGAUGCGACCCAGUUCAUAGAGUACAGCAAGCUCGCAGACUUUGCUGAUGCUUUGGAACAUCCUCUCCGUGUCCCAAAACCCAACACCAUCGAACUCAUUGCCAUGGACCUGCCUAUGGUAAGUGGAGACAGGAUCCACUGUUUAGACAUCCUGUUUGCCUUCACUAAACGUGUCCUGGGGGACAGUGGGGAGCUGGAUAUACUCAGACAACAGAUGGAGGAAAGAUUUGUGGCAUCCAACCCUUCCAAAGUGUCUUAUGAGCCCAUCACAACCACGCUGCGGCGCAAGCAGGAAGAGGUUUCAGCAGUGGUUAUCCAGAGGGCUUACAGGGCUCGCUUAGCACGACGGGGCUUCAUCAGCCGAAGGCCUGUAUCCACAAAGCUGGAAAACGGGGGAGCAAACAGGGAGAAGAAGGAAGGCACCCCAUCGACGGCAUCCCUCCCGUCGUACGACAGUGUAACCAAACCUGAGAAGGAGAAGCAGCAACGGGCGGAGGAGGGAAGACGGGAAAGAGCCAAGAGGCCAAAAGACGUCAGGGAAUCCAAGUGUUGAGACAGUAGGAUUGUACAGUUCCGACUCUUUGCAAGCAAAAAGGUUGUUUACAGACUUCCUGAGAUGUAUCACUACAGAAGAGCUGUGGAGACACUUACCUGAAGAUCUUAUACCAAACAUAGUCUGCUUCCUGUGUGACAGCGUUGCAUCUAAAGCAGUGAGCUCCCACCUCUUGAAGGGACCCUUUGCAACCAACCAGUUAAACACCCCCAAAAUCAAGGAUUAACAAAGGAUUUUCUAUCGUUUGGGCAGGUGGAUACUGCAUGUUCCACAUCAGUCAAUGCAACUUAGGACAAACAAGCAAACUAAACCACACACACCCGCACAGAACCAAAACCUGCUGCUGGGAUUCCUGUAUUUGUCCAAAGCAGCCCCUAAAUGGAUUUGAUUUCCCUGUUUUGUUGAUUAUUCUUCUUCUUCUGGAAAGAAACCCCCAAAGUCACAAUGUUCAAGGGUUUGUUCCUGCAAAACUAGGUUUGCAUUUAGUGAAGCAGCAAAAAAAACCCAAAACCAUAAAACACACAAAAAAAGAGGAAAAAGUUAAAACAAGUAGAACAAAAAAAGAGGCAGAACAAAGCAGCAAAGCCCCAUUUAACCCAGGCCCUUCAGUUCUCAUUGUUUCUUUGCUCUUCCUUAGCUACAUUCUACUUUAUCCAUGGGCUUUACUUGGUUUGGGAGAUGGGGUCAUCGGGUACCUUCAGCCUGGGGCCAGCUCAGGUUGAUCCCCCCCCCAAAAGUGCUCGUUCAAUGCAUGAUGGCAUGCCGUGACCAGGGACCAUGCAUGAGGAACCAUGAAACCACGAGACACAAUAACCUGUCCACAGCAGUGUGUCAAGCCAUAAAGUCGAGGCACUCCACUGACAAGGUAACACUGGGUUUGGGAUCUAACAAGAACCAUGCCCUUCACCAGUACAUCCCAGUUCUUAGCGCCCUUUCCUAGAGCCACCAGUAGGAGAAAAAGCAAAAGUGCAACAAAGAGAUGAAAUAAUUGUGUGUGUAUGUUUAAUACAUGUCUUCUUAUUUGGGUUUUUUUGCCAUCUUUUUGCACAUUAAAAUAGAAUAACCAAACUAAAUGCUGCUCUGGACCUCAUCCAAGGGGAGAUGAUACAACCUGAGAAUGGCUUCUUCUACUGUGUCACUAAACCCAAGCUCUAGGGCUUCAGUCCCAGGCAGUAAGUUCAUUUGUAUCCUCUAUUUAGCAGUAAUAUUCUUCCUCAGCCUCCAUCCUGCAGCGUGGACACUUUGUUCUGGUAGAGAUAAGUGCUGAAGUCCUGUGUUAUCUCUACUGGUAGAAACAUGGGGAGCUUCCCCACAGCAAUGCCACUUGUGGGGCUGGGGGACAGGGAUGUGACUCGCAGCGGUCCGUUGUCCCAUGGCCAUCAGGAUUCCUGCUCCGGGUGGGAUGCAGAGAGGCAGCUUUUGGAAACCCUGAGCCCUUCCUCUCACUUGGAAGCAGGGAAUGGCACAGGAAGGGCCACAUCCCAGGGCUGAGACCCAGCUCUUGGGUGCCUUCACCUCCUUCCCAUUUAGUGCUUUCAUGGAGCAGCGCCCACCAUGGGAUGGGCAGGAAUCAGAGCUACCUCUUGCCUAAGUCUCGCUGCAGCAGUAACUGGUGCCACAGGAACAUCACGAGCCAAAUCCAAGCGUUGCUUUUCCUCCAUGACCAGACUCAGACCUCCCCCAGCUCCUGUUUUGUGGUGUCCUCAUCAAUACUCAGCCACUGCUCUGGCUGAGGUGUGUUUCUUCAGGGCCAGCAUCGGGUGUUCCCACACGGCAGGGCAGCAGCACGAGGGGUCGGUGCUGCUCACCUCCAUCAGGGAUGCUGAGGUUGAGGAUGGACCAAAGGAAGGGUACCCAGAAUAGCAGGAAACAAAGCCCCAAGCCCCCAGGACUCAAUGGCAGGAUGAACCUUGGUUUGCAUCAUCUCACAACCCAGAGAAUCCAAGGAGUCACUUGAAAUCCCAAAGUCCAGCAGGAAGCCACCGGUGCCCUCGGCAUCAUCCAUGGCAAUGGAGCAGUCCUGCUGCUCCCAGCACCACAGUAAGGAACCUUUUCUAUCCCGUCAGCUCUUGCCCCACUCGCUCCUAGGAUGUGAUGUAUAAUAUAACACAGGAGAACCCAACAACCUCCAUACACAUGUACAGGCUACAUUGUAAAACAGCACAAAACGAGGCAAAUAGCUGAGAAGUGUGGUUGAACUUUUUAAAGAUACUAUUAUAAAUAGUGUAAUAUAUCCUUUUAUUUUAUCAGCAUGCCUUUUUGUAAAUACAAAGAACUACAAAAGAAGUAUAGAAUGGCUUCUGGCUUAUGCCAUUGUCCAUGGUUAUCCUUAUUUUUUUAAUACCUUUCUGUUCUCCUUCGACUUUAGAGCCAGUGACUGUCCCCAAAGGCAAAAAGAGAGAAAUAACCCCCUAUUCCCUCCCCCAAAACGGCUUUUAAACAAAGCUUUAUUGCAAAUGAUCUUUGCAACAGCAAAACUCUCCAUUUUUGGGUUCCAAUGUGCAAUAAGUUGAGCACUUCUAUGCAAGUUUUGGCUCAAGUUCAUCGUUGUUCUUCAGCUGGGCUAUUGACUCGUAGGUGAAGCUUGGUGCGUUGAAGCGUUCGUGCUGGCCAUUGCAUUCAGCUACUCGAUUAAUUUCCAAUAAAAAGUCCCUUCAAACUCUGGA
Strigops habroptila (Kakapo) is the source of this 8783-nucleotide messenger RNA. RefSeq names its product sodium voltage-gated channel alpha subunit 8 (gene SCN8A). The record is from RefSeq and is a predicted model, not a curated record. Lineage: Eukaryota; Metazoa; Chordata; Aves; Psittaciformes; Psittacidae. The transcript is spliced from 27 exons. Gene Ontology annotation, cellular component: plasma membrane; voltage-gated sodium channel complex; axon. Gene Ontology annotation, molecular function: protein binding; voltage-gated sodium channel activity. Gene Ontology annotation, biological process: neuronal action potential; membrane depolarization during action potential; sodium ion transmembrane transport. Bases 178 to 6117 code for a protein of 1979 amino acids.